Molecule: messenger RNA, 9848 nt
Organism: Melospiza melodia melodia
Lineage: Eukaryota; Metazoa; Chordata; Aves; Passeriformes; Passerellidae
Product: cell surface glycoprotein CD200 receptor 1-B-like
Exons: 13
Coding region: 4256-5155 (299 amino acids)
Biological process (GO): regulation of neuroinflammatory response
Cellular component (GO): external side of plasma membrane
Molecular function (GO): signaling receptor activity
Source: RefSeq, a predicted model, not a curated record
ACUCAUCACUCAUCCUGUACAAAGCCAAGUGUAAUUAAUUCUCUCUCCUCUGGUGACCACAUGGUUCUGACAUGGUAAAGAGAGAGAAAAAAGGAGGGGAAGCAAAUGUUGCAAUCCUAUUGGUUUGCAGGAUCCUAGAGGAAGGACAGAAUACCACUCCUUUGAGCAUUUUGGGCCUAACAUAUUCCUAAAAAGUAGAAGAGGAAAAAAAUUAAUUUGCUGUCCCUGUGUUUGCAGCAAAGAGAGGUUUUCUGUCCUCUGGACCUGUCAGCAAGGAACUUGGACAUUGGCAGUCCUCUCGCCCCAGGCUUUGCUCUUUGUGCUUUAAACAUUGAACUGUCUUCCCUGGUGCCCUUUUUGCUGGAGAAUAUAAACUCUGCUGGAGAAUAUAAACUCUGAACAAUGCUUUCUUUUUAGAAUGUUCUGUAUUGAUCAUGAAUUUGGGCUUUUAGGUGCAGAAUUUACUACUGAGUUAACUAUGAGCUCCUCCUUUUCCUCCUGUCAGACUGAAAUCAGUGUUAAAAACUCAGAAAUUUCUGUUGCAGCAAAAAUUCAAAGGUCUUAAAAAGGAGGAGUUAUGCAAGCUAAGUGGACUUUUUUGGUGGAUUUUUUGUAGUAAAUGGCAGUACACACAUGGAUAUAUUCACAGGCAGCAAUCAGGCUGUGUGCAGCACUGCUUGGCUAACUGGAGCUGAUGUUGAUGAGAUUAAUGCUGCCUGAAUGGAAAUGCCUUUGGAAUUCUCCUCUUCCUUCAGGCCCUGGUACCUUGAGAAGACUUUUCAUUCCAGCUCAUCCCAUUGGACAUUUUCUGGAUGUGUGUUUCUUCAGUUUUGCCUUUCAUUUGCUGUAUCAUUUGGUGCUCUUUGGACAUGCAGGAUGCUGAGACAUAAAGAAUAAUGUCAUAGAUUUACAAGUCUGGCUUUUCCCAUCCAGCUCAUGGAUUUUUCUUUUUACUACACAGAAUUUGUGCCCUUGAUUUAACUGGAAGAUGACACCAACUUUCUAGAAAAUACAUCUCAGCCUACAUCUCAGCCUUCUGCCAGUCUUGAAAAUCACCCUGAUCAUCCUGACAUGACGAUAUCUGGGCCUAAAAAAUGAUCCUGAAAUGCUGAACUGGAUUGAGAGCUGCAGUGAGUGGCACAUGCCCUUUCAAGAAGCAAAGACCAAAGAAGAAAAAACAAAAGAUCCUGUUAUCCACAGACACCACUGAAGUUGGUUCCUUGGCAUGUCAUGCUGCAGAGGAAGAAUUUGCACAUAUCUGGGUCACUGGGGAAGCCAGCGCAAGCCUGAAUGAAACUUCUGUGUGUGGCAGUAAAUUCAGGAUUUGAGUCCCUAUAGCAAGUGACAAGAUCCCAAGAAGGGGGCAGUUACACUGUUAUCCCUUGGUUUUCAUUUGCCUGUGCACAUGAGAGAUUCCCAGCAGAGUUCUUUAAUGAUUUCCUAAACUUAAACAUCAACUUCUCACUGAGUCAGAUUUUCUCAUAACAAUGGUUGCAUUUUAAGCUGUUGCACGACUUAACUAUUAGGCAUUUUUUUUAAAGCUCACUGUGUCCUUUUGAAAAAAAGAACGAUAGAGUAUGAACCCUCCUGCAAAAAAAGGAAAAAGUACCUAGUGCACACUCAAAGUGCAUUUAUAUUAAGUAAGGUAAUUGAAAAUAAAGGAUGUUGUCAUUGUUUUAAACUCUCCUAGGGUUUCUUUGGUGAGUGGCAAUAAUCUGUUAUUUUAGUUUGAGGGCUUGAUCACUUGACUGUGUUACCCUGUUGUUCCACUAUAACACAGUGAAAUUCUAUAUUUAAUUAAUUUAGUUAACACUGCAGUCUUAAUUUCUCAAGGUUUGCAUACUUUUUAUUUGAUUGACAUAAUUAAUUUUAUUAUAUUGGUUAAAAAAGUGGUGUAUCUUUUCACUAAAUGGUAUCCUGUUUUAAUUCAAUAGAGAACUCUUGGGUAUUGAUGUUAAUUUUUUAAUUUUUAAAUUUUAUUUUUCUAUCUUGAUAUCAGAAAGUAAAACUGACAGCCCAUUUGUCAUUUCUAGAAGCCAAUGUACAAGAUAUGUAAUAAUGAAGUGGUACUCUAGAAAAGCAAACCUAGGGAAUUAUGUCUGAGACUGAGGUAAAGCAGGAGGGUAAGAAAGUGCCUUUUGUCAUCAUUGAGUUGUUUGGAUGCAUUUUUCCCAUGAUGAUGCAUUUUUUAAAAACAAAGUAGGAUAAAAAAAAUCAGGAUUUCAAUAGCUAAAUUUUAUAAUUGUUUAAUCUUUUGAUUUAAUAUAAGCACAGAGAAGAACUCAAACAAUUUUUUCCCUCCUCUUUCAAGAGGAGAUGGGUUUCUAAAGCAGGACACAUGCAGGAUACAGGAGGACAGUGCAGAACACACUGUCUGAUCCUGUAAUUUAUUUUUUUUGCUAGUCCUGACUGCCUUGCAGUUCUUCAAUAAAAUUUGUUAACUGUUGUAUUGAAUCUGAUGGAUUUACCAAAGCUGGGCUGCCUGAGGAGGUCUCAUUUGCCUGAAAGCAAAUGGGCACAUAUUUAGAUUUACCCAAGAGAAACUUUGCUAUUUUGAUAUUUACUCUUUUUCUGUGGUUGAAAUAGUAGAUUUUUCCCUCUUUCAAGCCCUCAGCACAUUGUCUACCUGUGCUACUCAGCUCCAGUGGGGUUGAGAAUGUGUGUGCAGCUCGCAGUGCUGGCUUUGAGCCUCCCAAGGCUUUUCUCAGACGAAAAGCCUUGUUCACUACUCAGUUUUUGAGGGAAAAACCUCAGAGACAUGCCCAGUAGUGGUAAAUGUGAAUCCAGAGGCUUCUCUGAGGAGCUGAGUAACUGGGAUUACACUGCACUGAGAGACCCAGUGCUGGAUGGAUUGCAGAGUGCACUGCUGGCUCUGCAGGAGGAGGGAUUGCUUGGCAUUGCCAUGAGAUGUCAGAAAGUGGAAGGAGAAGAGGAAAAACCACCUUGCUUUGCUCUCAGAGCUGUGUAUGCCCUGUGAGUGGCUGCUGCUCGUGUCUGAGGUCUCAACCUUUUGUAUCUUCCUAAGGAAGUUUGGAAGCAGCUCUGGAAGUGAAUGUUUUCCUGCACAGAGUAUUUACAUUUUCAGUGAGCAGGUCUGAGACACUGAACUGCUUUUCUUCUAUAGUAAGGGUUUGAUUGCUUCAAUGGCUGGCAGCUCCCAUCAUUCCCCUUCCAUGAACCACUGGGCUCUGGGCACAUCUGGAGCUGUUAAAAGAGCAGCUGAGCUCGUGCUUGUUUCCUGCAGUCUGAAAUUGAAACAUCUUCUGAGUCUUUUAAGAGUCUGAAAAUCACUGGGCUGUCAGGGAAGUCUAAGCCAAGCUGGCCUUAAUUAAUAAAAGCCAGCAGAAUCUCCUGGUCCUGGGUAGCUGACCCAUAACUGAAAGGUUCACACCAGAGAGUGCAAUGUGGACCCUUUCAGAGCACCAACAGAGAGCUGAAAGGUAAGUGAAAAAUGCACAGAAUAGUUAAAAUAACAAGAAGCCAACCAGACGUUUAAAUUUUUGCAAGUACAGGCUACACAGAAAUUUCUAGUUGGUAUAGUUAUAUAUUUAUCUGCACUUUUCUAUACUGCUAUAGGAUAUAGCAGUAUAUAAAAGUGCAGAUAAAUGCUUGUUUGUAAUUUUUAAUCCCAUUUGCUGUCCUCCCCUGCCAACAAGAUCAGGGCAUAUCCAAAAUAACUGUUUUAAUUCACACCAGCACACAGGACACAAGCACACAGCUCAAAAGGACCAGGCAAUGUGGAACAACCAGAAAUCUUUCCAUGGCUAAGGAAAAAGAAAAAUCUAUAUUUUGAAAUAAAGCAAGAAGCUCUCCUGCCUCUUAACACUGGUCUGAAGCAGGAGGCUAUUGUGGUGUGGCAGUGCCAAGUCCACAGAGAGUACAGAGGUUUACCUGGAAUGGACCAAAGUUGUGAGAGUGGAUUGUAGGCUGUGGUCAUGAUAUCCUGGAUAACUGUCUGUGUCAAAGACCACUGGACUACAAAAUAUGGGGGGAAGUUUGCUUAGCAGAAACCUGGAUAAGGACAUGUUGUAGGACUCCUCCCAGCUACUCCACUCUCCUGCAUCAUCCUGCCUCAAACAGAUCUUAAAAUCUGCCAGCAGUGCUGGUAACCAGAAGAGAAAUGAGGAUCUUCCCAGCUGUCCAUGGAAUGGGGAAGCUGUAGAUUUCAGAGAAAAUGAUGUUUCCUGAAGUGUGAAGGGGAAGGAGCAGUGAAGAGCUGGAGGAGAGAGGCUGGUGCUGAUUCCUUCUGCUAAAGAUGGCUCAGAAAUGGGCAGUUCUGGCUGUGCUCCUUUUCUUGCCAAUCAAUCUGGUUGAAGCUCAAAACUGGGUGAGUGUGGAGAUUGGCCGUGAAGCUGUGCUGAGUUGCCCCAACAUCUCCAAGGUGCCUUCUCUGCUGGUGAUUUGGAAGAGGAAUUGCACAAGUUGCUGCUUCUUGUCCUAUAGAAGGGAUCGCAAUAAGACAAGCAGCCUGAACUGCAGUGAGAGGAUCACAUGGAAAUAUUCACCUGGCAGUGACCCUGCACUUCGUAUUUACCCUGUGGACCUCGAGGAUGAGGGAAUUUACACCUGUGAAUUCGCCAACACUGAAGGGAAUUUUCAUUUUCUCUCUUUUCUGGUUGUGAUAGUGCCUCCUACAGUGACUCUGACCCAUGACAAGAGCAGGGUGGCUGUGUGCCAGGCAUCUGCAGGAAAGCCAGCUGCUGACAUCUCCUGGAUCCCUGCAAGCAACCGCAGCUCUGAGGAGGAAUUCCAUCACCCCAAUGGAACAGUGACCAGAGUGAGCUACUUUGGCUGGGCCAACAGCUCAUUUCCCUCUGUCACCUGCCUGGUCACCCACGCAGCCAUGAACCAGACUCUGGUCAUGGACCUGAGAUACACCUCCCAUAUGCUUCUCUACGUCCUGAUGGCAGGAGCAGCUGCAGGUGCCAUUGCUGUCACUGGUCUGACUUUAUGCUUGAUUUUCAAGUGCAGAGCUUACUGCUUACGAAAACGGGCACAGGGCCCAGCAGAACACUCUACAGCUAGAGCCUUGAAGUUCCCACCUCCACAUACAAGAAGAGCAGCAGUCAAUCCUCCUGACUUUCCAGAGAGCAGCUAUGUGAAUUACAAGCCAAGAUCUAUUUAUGUAAGAUUAGGAGAGUGUAGGCACAAGUAGCCAGCUCAGCUACUAAUGAUACCCAGGUACUCAAACUUGUACUUCAGCUCUUAAGCCUCAGACCUUACCCCCAAAAAACUUUGUCUUUAGUGACCUGACGAUGGUGGACAACUUACUUACUUUAGUAAGUUCUUUUCUCUUUCUCUAAAUAUCAGUACAGCUCUAGAGAAAGUUGGAAAUUUUAAAGAUUGAAUUAGGGAAAUACCUUAAUUUUGUUAGAAAAUGGACUCUGAUGUAUGUGCUGACUUUCCUCAAAACAAUGAUGGACAUAUUUCUAUGCCAGUAAGUAAAAGACUGCUGGUGAAAAUGUAGCACUUUUCUUUCAAUUUUUACAACUGGAUUCACUGUAAAGUUCCGUGUUGGAAACUUGAAAGUGGCAUGGGAGACCUCAAAACACAGAAGGUCAAAGCAAUACAUCUAACAGAAAUGCCCAAAUGAGAGAGUUUUAGGGGUUUUGCUUGUUUUGUUUUCUGGUUGCAAUGACAGAUGACAACCUCAUAUUUGACAUCUUCGUAUUUUUAACAUAUUUCUUUUUCAAUUAAUCUUUCUGUUUGCAUUACUAAUUGAUGGAAAAUAAAACCAAUUUUACAUUAUACUGGAUAUGGAAAUAAGAAACAGCAAUGGACAAUUUUUGGACACUCUUUAAUGUAAACAUGCAAAUAUUUACCAGAAGGAUUUUUGUGGUUAUUUGGGAAAAUGUUUUUUGACCAGUUUCUGAGAAGCUGAGAUCACAUAAUGGUUUUACUGAGAACAGAAAUGUUAAGUUGUAUAAGGUGCAGGUGGUAUGCUUGUUUAAAACAAAGGAAAAAAAGACAACCCUAACCACACCAUUUAUUUCUUUUCAUCUUCUGUCCCCAAUCUAAAAAACCUCCACAGAGUGGCUGUUAAUUUCAGUUUUCAUUGGUCAGGUCUGUCAGAGCUUCCAAACACUAAUGCAGCAGUAACUAAACUGAAAUGUGUGUUUUGAGGAGCCUUUUCCCUUCUUCUUUCUGCAGAGUUAUCUCUGCUCCAUAAGCAUUCUUAGGCAUGAGCAUCUCCCAGUGCCUUUUAAUUGCACUUUAUCACUUCUAAAUAGACGUGGAUGUCUGCUGACAUCACUCCAGCCUUUCAUUUUAGUCAGAAAGGCAUGAAGAAUGGCUCUCUGCCUUAAGGAAAAGGACCUACAGAGGCCAUGCUGGUUUCCAGGCUUGGUGGACAAGCGAAGCCUUUCCUGUGGUGUUGGAUGUCAGUGAUGGGUUGGUCUCAGAGCUGUGUGCAGCAUCAUCAUGCCUUCUGUAGGAAGGGAGAGGCCCUUUUCAUGUGUAAAACCUCUGGGAGAAAUAAGUGACAGCUUGGAAGUAGUGCAAAUAGGUUUGAAAUGAUGCUAGGGAGGGAAAGUGUUUUGUAGCUCUGGUGAAAUCCGCAGCAGUGCCUCAGUCCAAGGUGAUGUCGAGGGGUCAUUUGUGACAUGAAGCUUCUGAAAUAGAGGGAAAGUCUCUUGUUGCUUAAGGAACUGCCCGGUCAGGUAUAAACCUGGUGUUUUCUCAGUGUGGUAAAUGAGCAUGCAUUGGUUUUGUGGACAGCUACAGCAAUCUGUGCCUUUUUCAGAAGCUGGAUCAUUGCAGCCAUAUCCAAGGAUGACAGGGCUGUUAAAAUUAAGAGAGUUAGGCUGUGGAGCAGCCUGGUUCUGGGAAUCACAGUGCAUGUGUGCUGUGAUCAUUAGGAUGUAAUGUAAUUUUUCCUCAAAUCCUUUGCCCCAAGUGAGAUGUUGAAGGGUGAGAUCUAAUAGAGACAGAAAAGAUAGAGCUAGACAGGGAGAUGAUGGUGUGUGGGGAGAAAGCUCUCUGAAGGUGUGAUAAUUUGUCCUGGCUGAAAACUAUGGUUUUCACACUCAUAUCUUUAUUUUCACCUUUAAUUUGUAUUUGGUGGAAUUGGCCCAGUCACCUGCAAUGUGUCAGCCCUUUUGUUAAUGUAGAAAUUCUGAGCAGACUUAGAUCUGAAAUGAGGUGCUCUGGCAAUGACAUGAGCUAUCCUGGAAUAAAACUGCCCUUAUGCUUUUUAGGCUUGUUGUGUAUGAUUAAUAGAAGUUAUCAGGCCAAAGAGAAUAAUGUGGCUAUGGGGCUGGUUGUAAGAAAGGCUGGGACAUCAAUAAAGCUUUUACAGGUACUUUCACUGUUGGUUAUGACUGGUAAAUGGUAGGGUUUUGUCCUAUGUGAAGCUCCUGGCGUGGGUUUUGGUGGCUUCCUCUCUGCCUGCCAUGACCAGAGCCAUGUGUGCCAUGCUUCUUGGGCUCAUGAGUUGGUCUGUUGAGUAUUUGAGAAUCAGAAAUAAAUCACUUAAAUAUUUUCUGUCAUGCUGCUUUUCUAUGGGAUAGGCAGCUUGGUGUAACCCAAAGAACAACUCAAAAUGUGUGUUUGGUGUCUUAUAACAAUUUGGUCUUAAAAAUAAGCAACUUGAAAUGUUUUUAUAUUUAUCAUGAUUUCUCUCACCUCCCUGUUAAUUAUGAGUACAUUUUUGGUGACCGUACUCUUUUUAUUUGCACUGAAAGAAAAUUUAAUCAAGGCAGGUAUUUUAGACUGCCAAAACGUGUAGGAAAAUGCUGACUGUUUGUUGAAUAAUCAUUCUGAGAGGGCUACUAAAAAGUGAUGGGAAUUGGAGUCAACUAUUUGCACAUUGUCACAAGAAAAACAUUUUUUAAAAAGCCUGGGAGCGUGACACUGCUGUUUCAGAUUGACUAUUUAGUCAAAUGCACAGUUGACCGAAUGUCACUUGAGCUUUUUAGCACCAGAUGUGAUUAUAGAUGAAAAUGCUCCUGUUUAUUGUGUGGAUUUUCACUCACAUUGUUCAUAGGACACUCUUUGUAAUCAUGAUGAUGUCUGCUUUCUGAUUAAUCUAUGAACAAUUUGUCUUCUGGAAAUAGCAGGUGUUGUGAUGCCUCUUUCUCUUCACUGAAUAUGGAAAAAAUGGUGACAAAGCAUUAUGUUUAGAGCCUCAUAAAUUGGAAUAUGACUUUAGAUUAUGAACAAUAUUUGUUUAAAAUCACAAAUUUCAACACCAGGGUUGAAAUGAAGGUGAACAAUUUUCCUACAGACUCUGGAAAUGGAGCAGAUGUCCAAAGGGCAUUUGCCAGUUCAGUGAAGAGCUAGAUUUUACUAAGUUUGAAGUUGCAGCUUUAAGUUUUGCCUAACCUUCCUGGCAUCAAUUUGCCACAAUUUUUCCUCUCUGAUGAGAAAAUAAUGCUUUCCUUGGUUCUCCUCUCAUAACUGUGACACCUGUGAUGUCUUUGUGACCUGCUCUUUCUGACUUUGUGAAGUCUUUGCUGUUAAUGAUAACUUGUCAGCUCCUUGAUUUUGUGUCCACAGUCUGUAUACACCUGUCAUGUGCUGGAGGCAGUGAGGAGCUCAGGAAUUAACCAAGUGGGAUUUUUUCUACAUUUCCUAUCACUUCUCGGUCCUGCUGUAGUUUGCACUUGUGCUCUUAAUGAUGCUUCUUUAAGCAAGUACCUUAUUUUCUCUUUUUCCUCCCCAAUCUUUUCAUGCACUAGUUUUCUCAGUUUAUUGAUUUUUAUGUUCUCCAAGUAUUUUAUUACCUAGUUUUAUUUCUUUCUCUUUCUGGCAUCAAGUACAAUUUUAUUCUUCCUUAUUUUGUUGCCUUUUGUAUGUGUGCAACUAGAGGUUUCAAACAGUGACUUGUUUUGGAAUUUUUUACUGCUUUUCACUGAACUUCUCCAUAGGGACAUAGUUACUCCAGAUCUCCUUCAUUUUUUUUUUCUCCAAUGCAUAAUACGAAAUUAGUCGCUUUUGAUGAGAAACAUCUUCUGUUCUUAGAGUUCUGUGAAUCUAAGCUCACUUACCAAAUCCAAAUGCAUUAUAUGCAGCAUUUUUAUUUGUUCUUGGCUGACAUCUGUCUUACAGGAUCACAGAAUUGUUAAGGUUGGAAAUAUCCUCUGAGAUCAUCAAGUCCAACCAUUAGCCCAGCACUAUCAUGGUCACAACUAAACUGUGCUCCUCUGUGACAGAUUUACAUGUUUUUGAACACAUCCAGGGAUGGUGAUUUCAUCACUUCUCUGGGCAGUCUGUUACAAUGCCUGACCAGCUUUUCAGUGAAGAAAUUUUGCUAAAUAUUUAAUGCACUCUGCAGCACCCAUGAGGAAGAGGAGUGAGAAAACUGUGAGAGUGAGAAACUGCAAACACCAAGGUUAGUGGAGAAGGAGGGCAGGAGGUGCUCCAGGUACCAAAGCUGGGAUUCCCCUGCAGCCUCUGGUGAGACCAUGGUGAGGCAGCUGUGCCCCAGCAUCCCAUGGGGGUCCAUGGAGGAGCAGACUUCCACCUCCAGCUCGUGGGGAUCCCAUCCUGGAGUACACUUCUGGCAGGAGCUGUGACCCUGGAGAGGGAUCCGUGCAGGAAUGGGUUUUCUGGCAGAAAUCACACUGGAGCAAUCUGUUCCUGAGGGACUGCAUCCCAUGGAAAGGACCUACAGCAGCCUGGGAAGGACUCUAUCCAUGGUAAGGAACUUGCUGGAACAGAGGACCUGUGUGAAGGAGUGGUGGAGGUGAAGAACCCCAAACCCCAUUCCCCACCCCACUGCACGGCUGAGGAAUAUGAGGUAAAUCUGUGAAGGGAGUGAGAGCAAAGGUGGUUUCAAUUUUGUUUAUUUGUCAUUAUCCUACUCUGUUGUUAAUUGCUAAUAAAAGAAAUUAAUUUCCCCAAGUCAA